UCGAAGUAUACAAGGAAUGUUUGAUUAUAAUACAUAGUCAGGUGCUGGUAAUCGAUAUUUCAUUGGCAAACACUAUGUUCUGUGCCAUCUACUUGGCAAUAAUCUGUGCUUACGAUUAUAUAAAGGAUUACACAAAUACAGAAAACUACCUUAAAGAACUCCUCCUCUACCUAGACUCUCAUGACUCCGCUGAAAAAGGAUGGCUACAUUUAAAACUGGCAGAAAUACUUAGAGUACAAAGUAAGUUCAUGGAGGCCUGGAACUUUUACGAAUCAGCAAUCAACAUCAUGAAAACGAUUGGAGACACACAUGGCCAGGGAGUAUGUUACAUAAGGCUCGGGAAAAUGUUUCAAUCGCUUAAUCAAUAUGACAAGGCCCGAGAAUAUCAGGAGAAAGCACUCGUUAUCAAAACAGAAAUUGGCGACAGGGAUGGAGAAGCAAAAAGCUACGGAAACCUAGGAACUUUGUUCCAAUCACUUGGUCAUUAUGACAAGGCCCGAGAAUAUCAGGAGAAAGCACUCGCUAUCACAAUAGAUAUUGGCGACAGGGAUGGAGAAGCAACAAGCUACAGAAACCUGGGAACUUUGUUCCGAUCACUUGGUCAUUAUGACAAGGCCCGAGAAUAUCAGGAGAAAGCACUCGCUAUCAAAAUAGAAAUUGGCGAUAGGGAUGCAGAAGCAACAAGCUACGGAAACCUAGGAACAUUGUUCCAAUCACUUGGUCAUUAUGACAAGGCCCGAGAAUAUCAGGAGAAAGCACUCGCUAUCACAAUAGAAAUUGGCGACAGGGAUGGAGAAGCAACAAGCUACGGAAACCUAGGAACUUUGUUUCAAUCACUCGGUCAUUAUGACAAGGCCCGAGAAUAUCAGGAGAAGGCACUCCCUAUCAAAAUAGAAAUUGGCGACAGGCAUGGAGAAGCAGCAAUCUACGGAAACCUAGGAACUUUGUUCCGAUCACUUGGUCAUUAUGACAAGGCCCGAGAAUAUCAGGAGAGAGCACUCGCUAUCAAAAUAGAAACUGGCGACAGGCAUGGAGAAGCAACAAGCUACGGAAACCUGGGAGCUUUGUUCAAAUCACUUGGCCAUUUUGACAAGGCCCGAGAAUAUCAGGAGAAAGCACUCCCUAUCACAAUAGAAAUUGGCGACAGGCAUGGAGAAGCAACAAUCUACGGAAACCUAGGAGCUUGUUUCAGAUCACUUGGCCAUUAUGACAAGGCCCGAGAAUAUCAGGAGAAAGCACUCGCUAUCAGAAUAGAAAUUGGCGACAGGCAUGGACAAGCAACAAGCUACGGAAACCUAGGAGCUUUGUUCCACUCACUCGGUCAAUAUGACAAGGCCCGGGAAUGUCAGGAGAAAGCACUCGCUAUCAAAAUAGAAAUUGGCGACAGGCAUGGAGAAGCAACAAGCUACGGAAACCUUGGAACUUUGUUCCAAUCACUCGGUCAAUAUGACAAGGCCCGAGAAUAUCAGGAGAAAGCACUCGCUAUCACAAUAGAAUUUGGCGACAGGGAUGGAGAAGCAACAAGCUACGGAAAUCUAGGAGCUUUGUUCCAAUCACUCGGUCAAUAUGACAAGGCCCGAGAAUGUCAGGAGAGAGCACUCGCUAUCAAAAUAGAAACUGGCGACAGGCAUGGAGAAGCAACAAUCUACGGAAACCUAGGAAUUUUGUUCCAAUCACUCGGUCAAUAUGACAAGGCCCAAGAGUAUCAGGAGAAAGCACUCGCUAUCAGAAUGGAAAUUGGCGACAGGGAUGGAGAAGCAACAAGCUACGGAAACCUAGGAACUUUGUUGGAAUCAUUCGGUCAAUAUAACGAGGCCCUAAAAUAUCAGGAGAAAGCACUCGCUAUCAGCAUAGAAAUUGGCGACAGGGAUGGAGAAGCAACAAGCUACGGUAACUUAGGAUCAUUGUUCCUAUGCCUUGGCCAACAUAGCGAAGCCGAAGAGUGUAUGGAAAAAGCACUGCGUAUCAAAAAGAAAAUUGGUAAAAAAAGAGGAGAGGCGAAUAGCUAUGGAAACCUCACAGAUUUGUUUCUCUCGCUCGGCAAGUAUGCAAAGGCUGACGACUAUCUAAAGAAGGCAAUCACAAUUAGAGAGGGUAGCGGUGAUAGAAGCGGAGAAGCAGCAGAUUACAGCCACCUUGGUACAAUCUCUCGUAAGCGUGGUGAAUAUGACAAGGCUCGAGAGUAUUACGAGAAAUCCCUUACAAUUCACAUGGAAAUCGAUGAGAGAGAAGGAGUACUAGUCAACUACAGCAAUCUAGGAUUGUGUUUCAAAUCGCUAGGUAAAUAUGACAUGGCCGAAGAAUACCUUAAGCAGGCUCUCUUAUUAAGUAGGGAUAUUGGACACAACUUGAAGGAGUUUCAGUGUCUUUGUCAUCUAUCGGUGUUAAAGGCGUUACAAUGUCAUCUUGAAGAGGCUUCUUCCCAUCUUCUUCAAGCCAUCCAAAAGUUCGACACUUUGAGAGGUUUUCUUAAAGAAAACGAUCAGUUUCAAAUAUCUCUUUUAGAAGAGCACGGCACCUUUCCCUACAAGUUCUUCAGUAGGUUGCUUUCUUCCACUAGAAAGUCGCAAGAUGCCCUUUACGUCGAAGAGCUGACAAGAGCAAGAGGCCUGGCUGACUUGAUGGCAGCUCGGUACUCUGUUCAAGAGCAGAUCUCAAGCGACCCGCAAUCUUGGUGUGGCAUUCAAGGGAUCAUCACAAAAGAAGCAGAAUGUGCAUGCCUGUACAUUUCGGUUGGUCAAAAUGAUGUACGGUUUUGGAUAAUUAAAGCAACGGGAGCCAUUCAGUUUUUAGAAAAGAAAGUGAAGCUGGACCAAAACAAGGUGACCGGAAUAGUCCCUGAGUUAGAUGAGUUUUUUAAAGAAGCCUUCCGCAAUGAUGCCAAAGAUUUCAAAACAAGUCUUGACUUGUGUUACAAGAUAAUCAUCGCUCCUGUAGCCAGUUUACUGAAGCAGCCCGAGAUCAUAAUUGUCCCUGAUUCCUGUGUGUACCAAGUGCCAUUUACAGCCUUGGCUGACGAAGGAGGCAAGUAUUUAUCAGAGACAUGCAGGAUUCGGAUAGUUCCCUCUCUGACCACUCUCAAGCUUGUGCAAGACAGUCCUCCAGACUAUCACAGUCAGACCGGGGCACUGAUAGUGGGUGACCCUGUGGUUGGAGAGGUGAUUUACAAGGGAAGGCGCAGAAAUAUAACAGCAUUGCCGUGUGCAAGAAAGGAAGCAGAGAUGAUUGGAAGACUUCUUGGCGUAACACCUAUGAUAGGAUAUUCUGCGACAAAGCAUUUUGUACUUCAAACGAUAAAUUCAGUGAGCUUGAUACACAUUGCUGCCCAUGGUGAUGCCGAAAGAGGGGAGAUUGCUCUUUCUCCUAAGCACCCUUCCCCACUCUCACCUUUACCUCGAGAAGGAGAUUAUCUUUUGACGAUGGCGGAUAUUUCAAAAACUAGGUUGCGAGCUAAACUAGUGGUUCUUAGUUGUUGUCACAGUGCUCGUGGACACAUUAGAACCGAGGGAGUUAUUGGAAUCGCCCGAGCGUUCUUAGGAGCCGGAGCUCGUUCAGUGUUAGCGGCACGAUGGGCCCUAGAUGACGCAACCACAGAGCAGUUCAUGACUUGUUUCUACAGACAUUUGUACCGCGGUGAAAGCGUCAGUGAAUCUCUCCAUAAGGCCAGGAAGUGGAUGAGAAACAACGGUUUUGACAAAGUUUCUCAAUGGGCGCCAUUUAUGAUCAUGGGCGACAACUUGAAAUUUGAUUUUGGAAAUUGGCCGGUGCCUAGCGUACUUUAAAAGCCAUGACUUGGAUAAAUCCUCUGUAGGAGAAUGAACUAGACUCAGUAA
Pocillopora damicornis (cauliflower coral) is the source of this 3833-nucleotide messenger RNA. Its product is annotated as tetratricopeptide repeat protein 28-like. The record is from RefSeq and is a predicted model, not a curated record. NCBI's taxonomy places the organism in Eukaryota, Metazoa, Cnidaria, Anthozoa, Scleractinia, Pocilloporidae.